Messenger RNA from Coregonus sp. 'balchen', 26806 nucleotides. NCBI's taxonomy places the organism in Eukaryota, Metazoa, Chordata, Actinopteri, Salmoniformes, Salmonidae. The record is from the annotation of a GenBank genome assembly.
AUGACUACUGGCAGGAAUAACCGUGUGAUGAUGGAAGGAGUUGGUGCGAGAGUGAUCCGUGGACCCGAUUGGAAAUGGGGAAAACAGGAUGGUGGAGAGGGACAUGUCGGCACUGUCAGGAGUUUCGAAAGUCCGGAAGAAGUGGUUGUUGUCUGGGAUAACGGGACUGCGGCCAACUACCGGUGCUCUGGUGCAUACGACGUGAGGAUAUUUGACAGUGCUCCCACAGGUAAUGUUUCCCUACUGGUGCUGUGAUCGCUAAACAUAUCGUAUGUCCUGUUUUUGUUCAUCAUUUGUUUCAAUUAGCCUACGCAUUUGGGUGUUGAUGUGUACAAGGUUGUUUGUCAUACCGCCACGUUACACGUUAUUGCAUUGCAUCAAGUGUGCUACUUGGAGCACGUUGAGUUUGAUUGAGUUAGACGUGAGGUUAGACGUGAGGAUGACUACUUAAGAUAUCAUCAUCAAAGCAAGCUGUGUGAAUAACUUUUCCCCCUGAGUUUAGACCUAGUGUACUGUAUGCUCACUUUUAUUUUGUGUUGGUGAAGAUGGCAAGUCAAGAGGCCACAGAGCAGCAGGCAGAGGCAUCAUUGCUUCACACUUGACACCUAAAACAUUUACAUUUUAGUCAUUUAGCAGAUGCUCUUAUCCAGAGCGAUUUACAGGCGUAAAUGCUCAUCGUCGUCUCUGGGAUUUGAACAAUCGACCGUUCGGUUACUGGCCACCUUUUUUUCUCCCCGAUUUUGUGACUACGAUCUUGUCUCAUCGCUGCAACUCCCCAACGGGCUCCGAAACAUGACCCGCCAAGCCGCGCUUCUUAACACCUGCUCGCUUAACCCGGAAGCCAGCUGCACCAAUGUGUUGGCGGAAACACUUCAACUGGCAACUGAAGUCAGCCUGCAGGCGCCCAGCCCGCCACAAGGAGUUGCUAGAGAGCGAUGAGCCAAGUAAAGUUUCCUAACUGCCUUGUUACUUCUCCAUCUCAGGUAUCAAGCAUGACGGUACCAUGUGUGACACCUGCCGUCAGCAGCCUAUUAUCGGUAUCCGCUGGAAGUGUGCCGAGUGCACCAACUAUGACCUCUGUACCACCUGUUACCAUGGAGACAAGCACCACCUGCGACACCGCUUCUACAGGAUCACCACCCCUGGUAGCGAGAGGUGAGUACCGUCAGCUGCCCUGUGAAGCCAAUGAUUGCGUUCCAGGUAAUCUUCAAUGCAGUCACGUUACUCAUUGUGAGAUCUGAUUAUCUGCACAGUGUGACCGCAAUAAAGACAACCUGGAACUAUACAAAUAUGUAGGGAUGCUUUGUCAACUCAGCCCCACCUCUAUGACAAACUCUAUUGUUUAGUGAUGCGUUAAAUGAUAACAAUUCUAAUCUACAUCCUUUGGUUGGUUAUAUGGUUGGUUAUAUUGAGCGACCCACCCAUUUUCUCUCUGUUUUGCGGCUUUCUGUUUCUCCCUGGCUGUCUCUGUCUGACAUUUGAGAAGUGGUGCCUGAGCCCAGCCUUGUAGGCAGACUCAACAUGUGGCCACCGAUCAUGGCUCUCUGUUGCCAGGCGACUGCUCAGACUCUAUUUCAGAAGCAGCGAUGUUGUUGGGGCCUCAGCCAAUCCCAUGUUACUGGCCAUGCGUCUGUCUUAUCUGCUUCCAUGGAAGAUUUACAGAUAAAAGACAAAGCACAAUUGCAUAAAAUGUCAAAUCAUAACAACAGUCCUGUCAAAUCAUAACAACAAUCCUGUCAAAUCAUAACAACAAUCCUGUCUGGAGAAUGUUAUGUUCAAGGGGCCAUGAUUCCGGUCUAGAAACACGGUUUCGACUGCUCCAAUAGUUCUGCUUCGGUACCGCAGUUUAACUGAUGCCCGGCCCAGAAAUACUAUUUCCAUAGACGGCCACAUAGAGUAGUCAGAUUUGAAAAUUCCUAAUAAAACACUUUAGUCAUCAUCUUUGUGCACAAAACAUCCAUUGUAUUAUUCAAAAAAUUGUCGUGGAGGCCAAUUUGUUUUCCAUCACUCACAGCCGAAGAUAUUAACAUUUUACCUCAAUGGUUAUGAUAGGACAGGAAUGUAAAAGUCUGAAAUAAUAAAAGGAGCUGAAAAGUUCGUUUAUGAAAACAGGAAUUAGUUUAUUUCUGUGGUUUUCAAAAUUAACUGACUGAAACAUAACUGUAUGAAACAUAACGUGCAGAGAGUGCAACCAGGACAGUUAUUGCGUCAUUACAUACAGUGGAGAUAUUUUCUUGCUAUAGCAGUCCCUCCAACUGCUUCAAGCCCUUUGUUAGAUCCAAAGGGACAAACCAAACGCAUGGCGCAACCGCUGGCACCCUUUCAACGAUGUGUGACUUCAGUUCCCCUGAGACCGUUAAUGGUCCCCAUCCCCCCACAGACACUGCUCUGAACUGAAAGCAUGAUGGACUUUAUUUUGUUAUGCCGCAUUAGAUUCUUUCACUGACUGUCGGGAGUUUGUGGCUAUGAGUCUGUGGCUUCUCUCUUGACCAAUUACCAUUUCAAGUUGAACUGACAGCGUUUUAGGAACAUGAACAUUAAUAAAAAAGGGAGCACUUAGAUAUGGUCGUUUUCAUAAAUUCAUACAACGUUUGGGAGUGACAUAGUAAGGCAUUUGUAAAAAUUCUAUAGCAAUAUAGAGUGGGAAAGCAGGCGUGCGUUUGGAUAAUUAAUAGACACUGCCGUAAAUAAAACCUAAUAAAAAAGUUUGUCUUGUCCAGGAACGAGUCUACGCAGACCGGUGUGUCAUAGCCAAUCAGGGCUACAGUAGGCCUAUAUUCAAAUAAGUCAUUUGCCACACUGGCCUGCCAUCAUUCACUUUGAACUGGACUGUGUGUUUACAGGCAGUAGCAAUAGCGCGACUUCACAUCAUUAGAAUGCAUUAGCCAAAAUACACCUGAAUGGAUUUCUGCCCAUAUGUAAAUACCACAGAGUCCUCUUAUGUUUGGGAACUUCAGUCCUAUUGAUCAAACAACCAUGAAAAGGUAGGCUCUCUCUCACAAGAUCAACAACUAAUGCUAGCCAGAGCGAGAUGAGCUAAAAUCUAACAAGGGAACGUUUGUUAAACCCUCUCAAACCUUUUCAGCUAGUUGGCCGUCAAAGUUGCACUGAUAAACGAUGGGGAAUAGUAGCCUGCUCAUCCUUCUGCCGCUUGAUUGCCAAUGCAUGCUUGUCCAAACCCACAUUUUGACAACUGAAUGGGAACUUCCCUGCCCGCCCAUUUGAUCGAUGCCAAAUACAUUUGAUUGACAACUAAGAGAUGCUAACUGUUGAUAAGUCGUUCAAGUUCAGCAUAGCUAGCUAGCAAAGUGAUUCACAUUUCUUGCUAGCUAACCAAAUGACACCUGCAUCUCUAGCUGUAGCCACCGAAAAACGAUAUGAGGAGAAAAAGUUGGUCACUCAACCACUCCUCCAAUUACAUGACAUCCUCCCAGCAGCUAGCUAGCUAACGUUAGGCUCCGUGUUUUUGCGUUGCUAAAUAAAUAGCAAGCUACAUAAAUACGAUCAGUGUUAUCAAACUCAAUCAGCGCACGGGCCAUAUUGAAAAAACACAACAUUCGCAGGCCAGAGAUAGCCUAUUUGGUUUUAAAAAAAACGUGCUACUUUAUAAUGUCCACUUAUGUACAUAGGAUGCUGUAUAUAGCAUUUUAACAUAUUAAAACAAAAGGGAUACAUCAUAUUUGUCCAGCCUUUGCUGCAAUGCUUGCAGAUGUGCAUAAUAUGCAGCGACCAUAAUCAAAAGUAUUUAAUAACUCCAAAGAACAAAAACGUAGCUAUAGGUUGUUGUAACAUUUAACCUUAAAACAUGUUUUUCAUUUUUUUGCACUGCAUGGAUCACUGGUGCGGUUGAGUGCAGCAUUGCUGUAUGGUGCACUCAAAAUGUCUUGUAGUUGAGUAGCCGGCUACUGCUCAAAUGUUGCUGUAAUAGGCCUACAUGUUUCUCCUUUGCAUGGUGUUGAAGGUUCUGUUUUUUGGUUAUUCAUUGUCAAGCUUUAAAAACCGAAGCCAGACUGUCACAUUUUAGUAGCCUAGCUAGGACUGUGGCAUGUGUCUGUACACUUUCCCUCCGCUGCACGCUGUAAACGGGACACACGAAAGCAGCGCAAUUGAAGUUGAAUUCACUGAUGCAUCAGGCUGUAAUUUCAUAAAGUAGAUGACUCAACUGUUGACUCAUUUAUACUUGCUUGUGUGUCCUAUUCGACCCGCAGGCCUUGUUUGACACGUGCGCUAGCCUAUUUGCCACUUUAUGACUGACUUGUCAUCAUUGCCCUUCCUAGUUUGAUUGUAUUGACAUUCCCAGCCUUAGUUACAGUUGUCUGUUUUUUUUUGGUCCAAAUAUUGAGUAUUUGAAACUGAAACGGUGCAUCCCGAAUGGGUGGAGGCAGCAAACAAUGUACCAGGCCAGCUGUGAUUUACAACUUGAUAGCUACCAAGAAAUGCAUUGGUGAAUUAUGCAUUGAACUGCAUCCAUCUAUUCUGCCAACAAUGCUUUACUGUACGUCAUGGAAUUUUGAGUCAAAUAUAACCUAUUUUUAAAACCUCUUAUGAAGUUGGUUUUGAAGCAUAAACUGGGAAUUUGAUAUUUUUUACUGAUUAUGAUUGUCUGUUUCAUAUCUGCAAAGUAGUUAAAAUGCAGUCAGUUCCACUUUAAAGGAGUCUGGAUGCAUGCCUCAUCGGUCAAGUAAUAACAAUUCUAUGGAGCAGACAAUUUCAUGAUGCAUUUUAUACUUUUCCAUAUAUAUGUGUUAUAGGCUGUUCAUUCUUUUGGUUUACUCUCAAUAGACAAAGUGUGCAAGGGUUAACCCAGAAUGACCCAGAGUCUGAAAGAUGCAUGCCAGCAACUAGUAAAUCAAACAAGCCAAAUCCUUUUUAUUAUUUUGAAGUGCUGGAAUAUCCAGGUCAAAGACGACAAGACAAGGUUUCUGGAAAUGUGAUUAUCUGCUGAUGCCCAAAUAGAGGUUUGACACAAGUAAUUGUGCAAUUUUCUGAACCAGAUGCCCUCAAUCUUUUUGAACAUGUCUGUAGACACUAUGGAUUAGGCUACUUUAGGGUAUCCUACUCCAUUGAUGGGCUGUAGAGUUAAAGGACUGUCAUGGUGUAAAAUGAAGUGUAUAGCCUAGCUAUGUUGGUAGUGUUGCUAUGAUGAUCAGACGGGGCCAUCUGGCAAGCCAGCUGCACUGCUCACUGUUUUUGUAAUGCUUCAGUCUGUUUUCAUGGCUAGCUAAGCAUGGCUUUUCGUCCCCAUAAUCAAAACUGGGAACAUUUUUAGUACAUUGAGCAGUUAAACAUGCUCGCUUAGUCUCCUCUCAAAUUAGUUAGUAGAUCUAAGUCUGCAUCAAAAGAGAUGGAGUUGAGGAGUCUUGAUUUGUUGUUGACAGACAUCUUGAAAUAUUCUACCGAUCUAACGUUGGCGACCAAAGAUGCUCAGUUCUUGAAAAGGUCUAAAAUGGCAUAUCAACCAAAUUAGUUUUGGGCUAAUAACAGUGAAUGAACAUUUUAAAAACUGAUAUAGCUAGUACAGUGGCUUGCGAAAGUAUUCACCCCCCUUGGCAUUUUUCCUAUUUUGUUGCCUUACACAACCUGGAAUUAAAAUGGAUUUUUGGGGGGUUUGUAUCAUUUGAUUUACAUGCCUACCACUUUGAAGAUGCAAAAUAUUUUUUCUUGUGAAACAAACAAGAAAUAAGACAAAAAACAGAACUUGAGCGUGCAUAACUAUUCACCCCCCCCCAAAGUCAAUACUUUUUAGAGCCACCUUUUGCAGCAAUUACAGCUGCAAGUCUCUUGGGGUAUGUCUCUAUAAGCUUGGCACAUCUAGCCACUGGGAUAUUUGCCCAUUCUUCAAGGCAAAACUGCUCUAGCUCUUUCAAGUUGGAUGGGUUCCGCUGGUGUACAGCAAUCUUUAAGUCAUACCACAGAUUCUCAAUUGGAUUGAGGUCUGGGCUUUGACUAGGCCAUUCCAAGACAUUUAAAUGUUUCCCCUUAAACCACUCAAGUGUUGCUUUAGCAGUAUGCUUAGGGUCAUUGUCCUGCUGGAAGGUGAACCUCCGUCCCAGUCUCAAAUCUCUGGAAGACUGAAACAGGUUUCCCUCAAGAAUUUCCCUGUAUUUAACGCCAUCCAUCAUUCCUUCAAUUCUGACCAGUUUCCCAGUCCCUGCCUAUGAAAAACAUCCCCACAGCAUGAUGCUGCCACCACCAUGCUUCACUGUGGGGAUGGUGUUCUCGGGGUGAUGAGAGGUGUUGGGUUUGCGCCAAACAUAGCAUUUUCCUUGAUGGCCAAAAAGCUCAAUUCCAGUGUCAUCUGACCAGAAUACCUUCUUCCAUAUGUUUGGGGAGUCUCCCACAUGGCUUUUGGAGAACACCAAAUGUGUUUGCUUAUUUUUUUCCUUUAAGCAUUGGCUUUUUUCUGGUCACUCUUCCGUAAAGUCCAGCUCUGUGGAGUGUACGGCUUAAAGUGGUCCUAUGGACAGAUACUCCAAUCUCCGCUGUGGAGCUUUGCAGCUCCUUCAGGGUUAUCAUUGGUAUCUGUUGCCUCUCUGAUUAAUGCACUCCUUGCCUGGUCUGUGAGUUUUGGUGGGCGGCCCUCUCUUGGCAGGUUUGUUGUUGUGCCAUAUUCUUUCCAUUUUUAAUAAUGGAUUUAAUGGUGCUCCGUGGGAUGUUCAAAGUUUCGGAUAUUUUUUUUAUAACCCAACCCUGAUCUGUACUUCUCCACAACUUUGUCCCUGACCUGUUUGGAGAGCUCCUCGGUCUUCAUGGUGCCGCUUGCUUGGUGGUGCCCCUUGCUUAGUGGUGUUGCAGACUCUGGGGCCUUUCAGAACAGGUGUGUGUGUAUAUACUGAGAUCAUGUGACACUUAGAUUGCACACAAGUAGACUUUAUUUAACCAGUUGUGUGACUUCUGAAGGUAAUUGGUUGCACCAGAUCUUAUUUAGGUGCUUCAUAGCAAAGGGGGUGAAUACAAAUGCACGCACGAAAAAAAGAAAGAAAAAAUUAGCACGUUAUUUUUUAAAUUUCACUUCACCAAUUUGGACUAUUUUGUGUAUGUCCAUUACAUGAAAUCCAAAUAAAAAUCAAUUUAAAUUACAGGUUGUAAUUCAACAAAAUAGGAAAAACGCCAAGGGGGAUGAAUACUUUUGCAAGGCACUGUAGACCUAAAUCAUAGAUGGACUAAUAUAUCAACUGCCACCAUAAAUACAUGUCCAGCUUUAACCUAUAUUGGUUGAAUAUUGCUAACUUUCACACCCAUCAAAUGACAACUACUAUUCACCCACCCACUCAGAGUAAAAUAAACGUACAUUUUCUUGUUUAUUUUGACAGAGUCCUGUUGGAGUCUCGCCGCAAGUCGAAGAAGAUCACAGCCCGAGGCAUCUACACAGGUGGCCGGGUGGUGAGGGGAGUGGACUGGCAGUGGGAGGACCAGGAUGGAGGCAACGGCAGGAGAGGAAAGGUACUCGUUCUGUUGCAAAACAUUUAACAUGAAAAAAUGUUUUGCUAUGGUGUGCCUGUUUGAACCUGUACCUUGUUCAGUAGGCCAAGCUGUAGGAAAAUGUUCUGCAAAUGAAGAUUGAAAUCUGUGUUCCUAUUGGACCGCAAGUUCAGGUUGCAGCCUACCUCCCCGUUUCCAUUUUUUCUUCACUUUCUGCCCACUGAACAUGACCCAGGCUUCUCAUCAAAUAUAAAACGUAUUACUAUAAAAUGUAUGGGAGUGAUGAGAAUGAGGAUCUGAUUGGUCCCAGAAGGUGAUGAGGAGGAAGUGUGAAGAAUGUGGGGACCAGCCUAGUUCCUUUGGUCUGCUCUCUUGGUUCCAUCGCAGUCAGUCCCCUACAUUAGUGUAAUUGUGAACAGACAUGCAUACUUCCUCACCACAGACUUCCUCACUACAGAAUUCACUUCGAGGUUGCAUUUGUUUAAAAAGGGAUUCUGCAGUAGGGGAAACAGCACCACUGUCCGCCCCACGGCUGUUCUUGCAUUUGUUUUGUUGAUGGAGCAGAGCUAUCGUGCAUCGUGGCAAAAACAAUUGCAGUACAUAUGAUGCUGUUCUAUCGCUCGUGCAAAGUGUUCGUCGUUUGCUAAAAAUUUGUUGUAAUAUUCCAAACGACCGUGGCAGUUUCGCCAUUCCAGCUUUAACAUUCACCAUGUAGAUUUAUAAAGGGAACAGCUCCGUAGCGCUCUAGAAGUUUGACUCCGGUCCAGGGCCGGCGUUAUGGGCGGGCUUUAAGGGGCUGCCGUACCUACUUACCUGUCCAAAUAAAAUAUUUAAAUAUUGAUCAUUUAUUUGACCAAGACGUGCACAGACAGAAAGACUCAUCAAUCUCAGAUAAAGCAUCCAAGUGAGCAAAACAGCGCCCCUCUGUCUCAGUAUGUGUAGCCAAUGUAUGGCAUGUCAUAAUCUUUUUAGCCAGACAAAAUCAGAUACAUGGGCUACAUAUAGUAAGACAGAGGGGGGCUGUUUCACUUGCUCAGAUGCUUUCUCCGGUGCAGGGCAUAACAUUUACUUUUUGGUCCACCAGCCGCUGUGGCAGGUAGAUAAAAAAAUCUACCAGCCACUCCAAAUUUUUUUUUUUAACCAACCAAAAUAUUUUUGGGCCGCUAAAAUUACACCAACAAAGCACAGAAAAACUGAUGAGCAUGCUUUGUAAUAUUUCUAAAACAAGACGUGUAUUGCUAGUAAGAAGUAACUAAUGUGGUAUAUUGAAUAAUUACAUUUUUUUGUGACCGUAGUCUUUUAACCAACAUUUCACCUGCCCCUUUAAGGGCGGGAGGUUACCGUGGUAGUGUGACUCGGUCAUGUUUGUGCCUGACUAGUAGAAGCGUUGUCUUUUCCCUAGCAGUUGAAACUGAAACAUAGAAUAACAACCUAGCUUGUGAACAAAACAAUGUAAAUAACCAAGAAACACAAGGACAAAGUCUCACUUCAGUAGACUUUGGUUUCAAGUAGAUUAGACCAACUUUUGUGCCUGUGCACAGCUCUUCUAAAAAUGAAUCUUUCACUCAGCUCUUCACAUACGCACAGCCCCCAGCCAGGCAGUGUUGCAGCACGAGGUGGAAUAGGCUAUAUAGGAUUCGUAGUUCUUUGACUUUGUGCGAUUUCAUUGACCAGCAGCUAUUUACAUUUACAUUUUAGUCAUUUAGCAGACGCUCUUAUCCAGAGCGACUUACAGUUAGUGAAUACAUAUUUUUUUAUACUGCCCCCCCGUGGGAAUCGAACCCACAACCCUGGCGUUGCAAACGCCAUGCUCUAUCAACUGAGCUACAUCCCUGCCGGCCAUUCCCUCCCCUACCCUGGACGACGCUGGGCCAAUUGUGCGCCGCCCAUGAGUCUCCCGGUAUUGGCCGGCUGCGACAGAGCCUGGAUUUGAACCAGGAUCUCUAGUGGCACAGUUAGCACUGCGAUGCAGUGCCUUAGACCACUGCGCCAGGAGCUAUGAAACAAAUCGGCGGAGAUACUUUGAAAACAGCUACUGCAGCAUUUAUUUUACAAUAUUUGUGAUCAUACUUGACUAUUUUUACUCACAAAUGCGAGUGAAAUGCUCGCACUGUGGAGCCUUGACCACCCGGCAACGUGGAUGAUGAAAUACAUUUUACUCGCCAAUGCGAAAAUCUACCCACAUUUGCAGGUGGCGGGUGUUAAUUCUAGGCCCUGCUCUGGUGAGAUAGCUUCAGCCACGUGCGAAUUGAAGGAAAGUUGGCGGGUGCACAGUGCAUUGUUUGGAUACUAUAAUUAUUUUGGACGAACGUGCUAAGGUAACAUACUUUUUGAAGUGAUUUGUUUGAAAAUCAGAUGAAAACAUGACUGGUUGUGUUUAUGCCAUGUUAAAAGUAGGGUGUUUGGUGAUACGACAAACAAUGGACACUAUGCGAGAGUUCUACAAAAUCAAUUUAUACUAAAUGUCAGUAUUGUGGUUGUCAAAAUAUAAUAAAUCGUUUGAAAACAUGAAUAUGGCAGUUGUUACCCAUGUCUAUAAAUCCAAAAGUGUAAAUUAUGAAAUGUACGCGAUAUGAACCCAAAUGUAAAGCAAGUGCUGUGCUAAGAACAUUAAACUCUGUGGGACAGCCCUUUUUGUGAAACCCGCGAAAUCGGUGUGUUCAUAUUUGCUGUUGGUGGAAGGUAUUCAUUCCUCAACCUACCAGAGUAAGAUCGAUGUGACAUUGUAUUGCUAUGAAGUAUUGGAAAGUCCUGAGGGUGUUUCAAGGUUGUUGGACGUCCUUGGACAGAAAUAUAAAGUGAAACGUUUUUAUUUCGGCUCCGUCAUUGAAUUUUUUCAUCAGAGAGACAAAACAAACAGCGGGUUACAAAGCAGAGCUUCGUAGCGAGGUUUUGGUGUAUGGGUUGUCAGGGAUUGGUCCAAAUUCACGUUCCGCCACACUGAUAUCCAUGAAUAGUGCUAGUUGUGUGGGUUAGUGCCUGACGCCGUUCGCUGAGGCAAUUGUGACGAGGCAGCGCUGUGCAGCAUUGGCUGUAUUGUACCAGCGGCGAAUUUUGCAGUGCUAGCUGUGCCACUAGAGAUCCUGGUUCGAAUCCAGGCUCUGCUGUAGCCGGCCGCAACCGGGAGACCAAUGGGGCGGCGCACAAUUGGCCCAGCGUCGUCCAGGGUAGGGGAGGGAAUGGCCAGCAGGGAGGUAGCUCAGUUGGUAGAGCAUGGCGUUUGCAACGCCAGGGUUGUGGGUUCGAUUCCCAUGGGGGGCCAGUAUGAAAAAAUAAAUACAAAAAUGAAUAAUGUAUGCACUAACUGUGGAUAAGAGCGUCUGCUAAAUGACGUAAAUGUAAAUGUAAUGUGGCUACAGCCCUACAAUCGAAAGAAACGUAGCUAAAUACCAGUGAAUUUAAAAUGUGUUCCAUCUAUCUUGCUGUGCAGCUGGCUAGCAGGCAGCCCACUGACACUCUCUUCUGAGCCUAGGCUAAUUAUUUACUUGAAAUGGUGCAGUUCACUCAUCAACACCAAAAAUAACAUUACAAUGUAACCCAACUCAGGUGUAGGCCUACCUUAGAAGUAAGCUAUGUUAUUAGCCUUCUGUGUUACAGUACAGACUUGGUGAGAUGUGUUAGGGUGUGUGUGUGCGCAGGGGGCACAGGGAUGGGGGUAUUAUUUGGCAUUCUAGGCCUAAUCAGUUGGGCUACUGAAUACAACAUAACUGUGAUACAACGUAACUUACUCUGUUACCACCCCUAGUGGGUUUGUGUGUGUGUGUGUGUGUGUGUGUGUGUGUGUGCACUCGCACAAGCGCAUGGACGGCAUCUUACUCCUCAGUGUAGACUUCCAGUUCUGCAUAAAACGUCAGUACAGUAUAUGUUAACAAUGUGACUACCUGACUUUAAAUGAAUGGGUUUAACAAGCUGUAUUGUUUAAUUCCGUACAGACAAAUUAGCAUAUUAUGCAUCUAAUUUGUAUAAAGUUGUAUAAAAAGUUGUUUUCUAAUUUCAUAAAUUGUUUCAAACUCUGUUUUGCAUAAAGUUAGAUUUGUUAAUAAUGACCACCCUACCUUAAAUUAUUGUGCUUAAGUUAAUGUAAUUAUGUAUUCUGUACAGACUAAGUUGCAUAUUAUGUGCCUACUUAGCAUAAUAUUGCAUAUUUUCAUAAAUUGUGCUUUCAUUUGAAUCAUAUCUGUGUUCUACAUCAGCCCUGAAAAUGUCAUAACAAUAUGACCACUCUAUCUUAAGAUAUUGGACAAAACGAAAUUAAGAAUCCAGACAGGUGAUUUAAUGCCUUUUUGACAAGGCAACCUUUUUUUACCUUUUCCAAUUACUUAAAAAUAAGAUAUCUCAGCAAUGGUAAGUCAUAUCCUCUUGAAAUAAUGUUCUGUAUUCCUGAGAAGCUGCUCUAUAACAUGUAAGACAAAGUAUAACACCAUAACCAAAGUUUCAUUUUUACAAUUAAAUUAGGCUACAUGUCUGAACUAUAAAACCCAUUUUAAAAAUAGGAGGUCCAUUGGAGAAAAAAACUAUGGAAAUCAAAUGCCCGUCCUACUGAUUAGUUCUGUCGCAGGCCCUGCUCCGGUCUAGACCCCCAGUUGUAUUCAAUGUAAGAUUCCCCACAGGCAAUUUUAAAGGGUUCAUUUUGCUGUGUUAUUUAAUGGGAUAUUUCAUUGUUUUAUGAUGCUGUAAUCAAUAUGCUCAGGCAGCUCCAGCCUCCACACAUCUAACUAUUACAUGUCCCCCAGCCUAGCAGCAGAUAUACUGUUAGUUUAGUGUGAAUAUUAUUUACCCCACAAAGGGAGAAAUAGAACUUGGGCCUGAAUAAGAAUCUAAUUCAUCUUUAAAUAUAUAUGUAAAUACAGGGAAGUCUGUCAGACUGUUAAUUAAAGGGAUCAUUUAUUUACUAUUCUACUGUAAUAUUUCUCCAAUCUUGCCAUAUGCUGAUACUUGUACUUUAAAAAAUAUUGUCUUAUAUACAGUGCAUUCGGAAAAUAUUCAGACCCCUUGACUUUUUCCACAUUUUGUUACGUUACAGCCUUAUUCUAAAAUAGAUGUUUCGUUUUUUCCCCUCAUCAAUCUACACACCAUAAUUACAAAGCAAAAACCGGUUUGUAGAUGGUUUGGAAAUGUAUAAAAUAAGUAUUCAGACCCUUUACUCAGUACUUAGUUGAAGCACCUUUUGGCAGCGAUUAUAGCCUAGAGUCUUCUUGGGUAUGAUGCUACAAGCUUGGCACACCUGUAUUUGGGGAGUUUCUCCCAUUCUUCUCUGCAGAUCUUCACAAGCUCUGUCAGGUUGAAUGGGGACCAUUUCUGCACAGCUAUUUUCAGGUCUCUCCAGAGAUGUUCGAUCGGGUUAGAUUCCGGGCUCUGGCUAGGCCUCUCAAGGACAUUCAGAGACUUGUCCCGAAGCCACAUGCGUUGUCUUGCCUGUGUGCUUAGGGUCGUUGUCCUGUUGGAAGGUGAAACUUCGCCCCAGUCUGAGGUCCUGAUUGCUCUGGAGCAGGUUUUCAAUAAGGAUCUCUCUGUACUUUGCUCCGUUCAUCUUUCCCUCGAUCCUGACUAGUCUCCCAGUCCCUGCCACUGAAAAACAUCCCCACAGCAUGAUGCUGCCACCACAAUGCUUCACCGUAGGGAUGGUGCCAGGUUUCCUUCAGAUGUGACGCUUGGCAUUCAGGUCAAAUAGUUCAAUCUUGGUUUCAUCAGACCAGAGAAUCUUGUUUCUCAUGGUCUGAGAGUCCUUUAGGUGCCUUUUGGCAAACACUAAGCGGGCUGUCAUAUACCUUUUACUAAGGAGUGUCUUCCGUCUGGCCACUACCAUAAAGGCCUGAUUGGUGGAGUGCUGCAGAGAUGGUUGUCCUAUCUCCAAAGAGGAACUCUGGAGCUCUGUCAGAGUGACCAUCAGGUUCUUGGUCACUUCCCUGACCAAGGCCCUUCUCCUCCGAUUGCUCAGUUUGGCCGGGCGACCAGCUCUAGGAAGAGUCUUGCUGGUUCAAACUGAUUCCAUUUAAGAUUGAUGGAGGCCACUGUGUUCUUGGACCUUCAAUGAUGCACAAUUUUUUCGGAGCUCUACAGACAAUUCCUUCGACCUCUGUCAAUUGUGGGACCUUAUAUAGACAGGUGUGUGCCUUUCCAAAUCCAUGUCCAAUCAAUUUAAUUUACCACAGGUGGACUCCAAACAAGUUGUAGAAACAUCACAAGGAUGAUCAAUGGAAACAGGAUGCACCUGAGCUCAAUUUCGAGUCUCAUAGCAAAAGUCAAGGGGUCUGAAUGCUUUCCGAAUGCACUGUGUGUAUAUACAGUGAGGGGAAAAAAGUAUUUGUUCCCCUGCUGAUUUUGUACGUUUGCCUACUGACAAAGACAUGAUCAGUCUAUAAAUUUAAUGAUAGGUUUAUUUGAAAAGUGAGAGACAGAAUAACAACAACAAAAUCCUGAAAAACGCAUGUCAAAAAUGUUAUAAAUUGAUUUGCAUUUAAAUGAGGGAAAUAAGUAUUUGACCCCUCUGCAAAACAUGACUUAGUACUUGGUGGCAAAACCCUUGUUGGCAAUCACAGAGGUCAGACGUUUCUUGUAGUUGGCCACCAGGUUUGCACACAUCUUAGGAGGGAUUUUGUUCCACUCCUCUUUGCAGAUCUGCUCCAAGUCAUUAAGGUUUCGAGGCUGACGUUUGGCAACUCGAACCUUCAGCUCCCUCCACAGAUUUUCUAUGGGAUUAAGGUCUGGAGACUUCCUAGGCCACUCCAGGACCUUAAUGUGCUUCUUAUUGAGCCACUCCUUUGUUGCCUUGGCCGUGUGUUUUGGGUCAUUGUCAUGCUGGAAUACCCAUCCACGACCCAUUUUCAAUGCCCUGGCUGAGGGAAGGAGGUUCUCACCCAAGAUUUGACGGUACAUGGCCCCGUCCAUCGUCCCUUUGAUGCGGUGAAGUUAUCCUGUCCCCUUAGCAGAAAAACACCCCCAAAGCAUAAUGUUUCCACCUCCAUGUUUGACGGUGGGGAUGGUGUUCUUGGGGUCACAGGCAGCAUUCCUCCUCCUCCAAACACGGCGAGUUGAGUUGAUGCCAGAGAGCUCGAUUUUGGUCUCAUCUGACCACAACACUUUCACCCAGUUCUCCUCUGAAUCAUUCAGAUGUUCAUUGGCAAACUUCAGACGGCCCUGUAUAUGUGCUUUUUUGAGUAGGGGGACCUUGCAGGCGCUGCAGGAUUUCAGUCCUUCACGGUGUAGUGUGUUACCAAUUGUUUUCUUGGUGACUAUGGUCCCAGCUGCCUUGAGAUCAUUGACAAGAUCCUCUCGUGUAGUUCUGGGCUGAUUCCUCACCGUUCUCAUGAUCAUUGCAAACAGAUAGUGAAUACAAUUAUUAUUAUUAUUUUUUAUUACUGGCCCCCGUGGGAAACGAACCCACAACCUGGCGUUGCAACGCCAUGCUCUAUCAACUGAGCUACAUCCCUGCCGGCCAUUCCCUCCCCUACCCUGGACGACGCUGGGCCAAUUGUGCCCGCCCAUGAGUCUCCCGGUCGCGGCCGGCUGCGACAGAGCCUGGAUUCGAACCAGGAUCUCUAGUGGCACAGUUAGCACUGCGAUGCAGUGCCUUAGACCACUGCGCCACUAGAGAUCUUGCAUUCCUCCUCCUUCAGACGGCCCUGUAUAUGGGCUUUCUUGAGCAGGGGACCUUGCGGCGCUCAGGAUUUCAGUCCUUCACGGCGUAGUGUGUUACCAAUUGUUUUCUUGGGACUAUGGUCCCAGCUGCCUUGAGAUCAUUGACAAGAUCCUCUCCGUGUAGUUCUGGGCUGAUUCCUCACCGUUCUCAUGAUCAUUGCAACUCCACAAGGUGAGAUCUUGCAUGGAGCCCCAGGCCGAGGGAGAUCGACAGUUAUUUUGUGUUUCUUCCAUUUGUGAAUAAUCCCACCAACUGUUGUCACCUUCUCACCAAGCUGCUUGGCGAUGGUCUUGUAGCCCAUUCCAGCCUUGUGUAGGUCUACAAUCUUGUCCCUGACAUCCUUGGAGAGCUCUUUGGUCUUGGCCAUGGUGAGAGAGAGUUUGGAAUCUGAUUGAUUGAUUGCUUCUGUGGACAGGUGUCUUUUUAUACAGGUAACAAGCUGAGAUUAGGAGCACUCCCUUUAAGAGUGUGCUCCUAAUCUCAGCUCGAUACCUGUAUAAAAGACACCUGGGAGCCAGAAAUCUUUCUGAUUGAGAGGGGGUCAAAUACUUAUUUCCCUCAUUAAAAUGCAAAUCAAUUUAUAACAUUUUUGACAUGUGUUUUUCUGGAUGUUUUUGUUGUUAUUCUGUCUCUCACUGUUCAAAUAAACCUACCAUUAAAAUUAUAGACUGAUCAUUUCUUUGUCAGUGGGCAAACAUACAAAAUCUGCAGGGGAUCAAAUACUUUUUUCCCUCACUGUAUAUACUCCAUCCUUUCUACUCUUUAGGCUCUUUUUGUUGUUUGAGGCUCCAUAUUAAAUUAUAUAUAUUAUUAUAUAUAUUUGUGCCAUUAUUUGUUGAUUUGCCCAAAUGCACAGAAUACAUUUGACAUUAUAUCCAACAGAUUGUAUUAAAACCCAAACGCAUGCCUUUAGCAUGACUCUUAGAUGUGAAUGCCUUCACUAGCUUCUUCUCUUUUCAAAUGUCCCUCUCUCAUUCUUCCUCCCCAGGUGACAGAGAUCCAGGACUGGAGUGCAGCCAGCCCCCACAGUGCAGCCUACGUCCUCUGGGACAACGGGGCCAAGAACCUCUACAGAGUGGGCUUCGAGGGGAUGGUGAGAAAAGCACCACUCACAAAAUAUCAGCUGUCAGGUGGUCUUUGUGUUUGACCACAGAGCCUGGGGUCUUUCUUGUGCUGCCAAUCCUUUGUGGUGGAGAGCCAGCCAGCAGCCAAGGCCCCAUUGUGGCAGGCAGCUGGAAAGAGGGAGGGGAUCUACAUAAGAAAGGCAAUCUGUUCCCUUCUUUCUUUAUGAUGAGGGGAGCGAACAUGAAGGUCAGCUUCAGUGGGAGGGGAGGAGAAUGCGGAGGGGUCCCACACGAGCCACAAAUGACAGGCAGGGUGCUGAUUGGUGCGGAACACUCCUGCUUUUUUACGAACGCGGCCAAUCAGAGCGCAGGGUUGCGUAACAGAUUUGUCCUUUGUUAUUCUAAUAGGUCUGGUAGGUUUGAGGGGUUGAGGUAUACGGCAUCUGAUUAAAUAAAGCAAGGUUCUUAAACUUUUUCAGCCUGUGAACCAAAUGAGAAAUGAUAUGUUUUCCUGGGACCCAUGCCCCCUUUUGGGGGGCCCUAAGCGAGAUUUGGUUGGGGGGGGCCCCUCACCUCACGGGCAAAACAUUUAGUGCCCCCCCCCAUCCCCUUGACCGUGGAGAGAAAUUGAAGUUUUAUUUAAUUUCCAGCAAUUCUACCAUUAUGCGAUGGAGCAUAGAGAAAAUGUUGCUGUUUUGAUGCAAGUUUUCUGCAAUUCUACACAUUUUGCCUUGACUUAUGCCAUGUUAAUAUGAUAUCUUUAUGAGACUGAAUAAUAAAAUAAAUGUGGGCCCCCUGGAGGUUAAGGCCCCUGGGCACGUGCCCUGCAUGCCCGGUCGGUGUUCGGCCAAGAUUACAAGUUUAGAUCGCUGGCUAGACUAACUUACCAAGCAAUUUUGUUUUGUUUUGCUGACAUGGCUAAUUGAGUGACUGUCAGUGACUGACAUAACAAGAGAAAAAGUGAUGAUGCACAACCACAUUUCAAAAUUGCACCUUGUGUAUUCUACUAUUCUAACUCAACAGUAAGCUGAAACUCAGACUGAGUUCCUAAAAAUAAAAAGUUUAUUACAUUUUUUUACUCUGACUGGGUCGCGAUCCAUAAUUUAAGAAGGGCUGAACUAAAGCAUGGAUUAUAUAUGCUGCUCCCCCCAAAAUAAUGAAAAACCAAAGCCUUUGUGGUAAAAAAAAAAUCUGUUAUACGAUGUCCCUUGAUGUCCUGGUCAUUGGUUAACCUUGCUGUUGGUGUUUCUAUAAUUUGUUACUUUUAACACUUUUUGUAACACGCUUUGAAGUUAUUGGUAAUAAGACUGCAAAUGAGCGCUGUUGACAAAGUCAGACACUGCGUUUUACAAAGUAGUUUAGUUCAAAUAGCAUUAAAAGGCCACAGUCUGGUCUCUUGGCUUCACACAUUUAGCAAAUACUAUGUAUGUCUCUCUUUUUCCUUUCCUCAACGUGUUUUCCUUUUCCUUAGCUGUUUGUGCAUAAUGGCAUCAAAAAGAGUGAAGUUUGUUGAUUUCACACAUCUAUAAACAUGGCUUGUAUCCCAAAUGGCACUUUAUUCCCUUAUAGUGCACUGCCUUGGACUAAAAGUGGUCAAAAGUAGUGCACCAAAUAGGGAAUAGGGUGCCAUUUGGGACAGAGCCACUGUUCGUGAACCCUGAUGUGUCCCUUCAUCUGUCAGAGGAGCAGGAUGGAUGUCUGCACUGCCGUGUAAUCAGCACGGCUGCCCUCUAACUAUGUCACAGUGGAUGCACAUCCACAUCUGAGUCAUCACAAAUGAUAUGAUGCAGUGCCUGCCCUGCCGAGCCAGAGCCAGAGCUUUGUAAUGUAAUGUUGCCAUAUCCUUCAGAGCCAUGAGGGUAAUGCUAUUGUUGCCACCCUUACCCUGCAGUAACUUUAACACAAUGUCACUGCAGUAGUAAAGCAGUGGGGUUUUACUCUGUCGCAUUUUUCUGCUGCAGUUCUAAUAGAUUGAAUCAAGUAGAUAAUUAGCUAAUACUUUGUCCCACGCCUCUCCUUUUCAGUCGGAUUUGAAAUGUGUCCAGGAUGCCAAAGGAGGCUCUUUCUACAGAGACCACUGCCCUGUUCUAGGUGAGUACAGUAUUAGUAAUCCGUGGCACUACACUACACCUACCGUCAUUAUUGCACCAAUUUCUCCCCAGCACAGUGUUCUGCAGUGGAGUCCAAGGGCAUCAGGAGCACGUCCCUGCAAGGCUGCUGUUACUGGUAAUGUCCACUAGGUGGCAGCACCACACAGAAAUUGACAGAACCAGGCUGCAUGGAGACAGCCUGGGUGCAGUCACAGGUCACACUGGCACAGCAUUCCCACAAUCCCAUCUCCUUGGCUGGGAAAAUUAUUCUCUUCUCUCAGAUUUACCUGGGUUGUGUUUAGGCACCCGAUGCGGCACUGCAGAAACCAAAUUAAGUGAUCAGAUAAGGCUCUCCAGUAUCUGAUUAGUCCACCCUAUUUUAUCUUAAUGACACUAACCUAGAUAAAUAAAGGUUACAUAGCAUAAGGAAUGUACCCCCCUCACUGUGUAACCAGGAUGUAUUCCCCCUGCCGUCUCUCCACAGGUGAGCAGAAUGGCAACAGGAACCCAGGCGGUCUGCAGAUUGGAGACCUGGUCAACAUCGACCUGGACCUGGAGAUAGUCCAGUCCUUGCAGCACGGCCACGGAGGCUGGACAGACGGCAUGUUCGAGACCCUCACCACCACUGGUACCGUGUGUGGAAUCGACGAGGACCACGACAUUGUGGUGCAGUACCCCAGUGGGAACAGGUGAGCUCUACCAGUUCAUGAUUCAGACUAGUGCACAAGCAUAGGGGUGUCAUGUCAAUCCAGUCAUAACACAAGCAGCAACGUCCGUGUCAUAAGAGUAUGACACGGACUAUUUGGCUUAAUGAAAGAUAUUUAUGACACUGUAAUUUCCAUGUCAUAGAGGCCAUCUCAAAUACAGUGUUAGCAACAUUUCUGUGUUACAGGUGGACGUUCAACCCUGCGGUGCUGACCAAGGCCAACGUUGUGCGUAGUGGGGAAGGUGUUGCGGCAGGGGCGGAGGGCGGCAGCUCCCAGUUCCUGGUAGGAGACCUGGUCCAGAUCUGCUACGACAUCGACCGCAUUAAGCUGCUGCAGAGAGGACACGGGGAGUGGGCCGAGGCAAUGCUGCCUGUAAGACAGACACACACACACACACCCCUUAAACCUCACAACUGGAGGGCCUAUGCCAUGGUGCCUAUAAGAGACAAACACGCUUUUAAAACGCUUACACUGACAUUUUGUGUUUUUCUGACUAGGGUUUCAAAUAAGCAAUAAAAACUUAAAACCAGAACUUGCAGCAUCAGUGGUCAAAAGGAAGUGUUUCCUUCAUCAGCGUAAAGGCAUUUUUCAUUCCUCUCACCUCCCAUGUAACAAUGACCGUAUCAAUGGGUGUGUAACGUUAUGUAAUGACUAUGGCAUAAACUAGGCUGUUGUGAUUUUAGGCUGAAAGUCUGUAAAUUGGCAUAAUCAUGGAUAGUCAUUGCUUCCUCUCAUCAAACUGUUACAUCGCACUACAAUGGUCCAACACUCCACUAAAACCAACACCCUCGGCAGCUAACGAGCCUUAAAACCCAGUGAUAGGUACUUACUUUGAUCACUACCCACUGAUGGUGCUGCUCUCUGCCUGCCUGCCUGCUGCAGCCCCCUAUAGACGGGUUAGCUGACAACGUUCGAAAACGAUGCGCCUUCUUCAAAGGGGCAGAAGGCUGUGUUAUGGUUCUGGAUGGGCAGAUAGCUAGCAACAAUGACAAGAAACUAGUAUGUGGGGAAUCGUAAGUAGCUCGUUUGAUCUUGUUCUUGAUACCAUGUCUUGUUUUGACUGUCACGUCUAUGCUAAUAUGGCAAGAAUUUGCUUGCUAGCAAACCAACAACUGUAACGAUGUAUUUGAGAGACUAGUGCUCAUUGUGCAAUUUUAUGUUUUCAAUGAAUAUUGGAGAUUAAAUAUAAUUGACAAGUUGUCAACAAUCUAAGCCAACCCCGUGUGUUUUGCCCUAUGGUUGCGCACACAAUCGUUUUGUUCUAAACAGAACCAUUAUUUAUUUUGUUCUGUAAAAUAAAGUUCUGAACCAGUUCGAACCCAAAAAAGUACCGGCUUAUAUUGUUCCUUUUGAAACCUCAAGUCUUAUUUGUAUUAAUUUUGUACAUUUAGCUCAACAUUAAAUGACUUCACCAAUCAGUGCGGAUAGAGCAGCUUGCUAUGGAGUGAGCAAGCUAUAGUUGUUUACAUGCAUUGGACAGACAAGUGUAGGGCGACUGAAAUUGUGCGUGUGGGGAGAGAGCGAGAGAGGAGAGGAGACUUGGCUUGAAGCGCUGGACAUCUUGUUAUGUGACAAGCAUUAUCUGAAUUAGGCCCACAGAAUUAUAGCAACGGAGAAGUGGCUUCUAUGGAGGAACUUUGAAUGUCUUUGAACAUCCGAGAUUUGGCUUAACAUUGGACCAAAGCUAGCUAACAAGCUAACAAAGAGUUAAUCCAUUUUCUAAUAAAAAAAUCUGUCUCCCUAAUUUCUGAAUCACGCUUAACGUCAGUAGGCUACAGUAGCCUAUACUUCGAGGGGGGGAGGGCCUACACACGCACACACUGGCAAUGAUUUCCAGCUGGCAGGCUGACACUGGAAUACGUUUCUGAGUGACAUUGAGGGCUUUGCAUUAGGAACUUUGUUGCGUUUUUUUGUGGGACUGAAAAACAAAUGCCCAGAACCUAAAAGAACAAGUUGUUUUUCUACUCCAGUUGUCCAGUGUUGGUGAUCGCUUUUUCUUGUUUUUAGCUGAUAGGAGUGGAACCCGCUGUGGUCGUCAGCUGCAAUAGCCCAUCCGUGACAAGGACCGACGAGUUGUGCGUUCUGAGAUGCUGUUCUCCACACCACUGUUGUAUUGCGCCGUUAUUUGACUCUUUGUGGGUCGCUUAUUAGCUUGCACGAUUCUUGCCAUUCUCCUUCGACCUCUCAUCAACAAGAUGUUUUUGCCCACAAGACUGCCGCUGACUGGAUGUUUUUUGUCUGUUGCACGAUUCUUGCUAAACCGUAGACACUGUGAAAAGCUCAGGAGGCCGGCCGGUUUCUGAGAUACUGGAACCGGCGUGUCUGGCACCGACGAUCAUACAACGCUCAAAGUUGCUUAGGUCACUUUGUUUUGCCCUUCCUAAUGUUGAAUUGAACUGUAACUAAAUGCCUUGAUGCCCGUCUGCCUGCUAUAUAUAGCAUGCCAUGGCCACGGGACUCACUGUCUGUUGGCGCGAACCAUUUUCGUGAACGGGGUGUAUAAUAAACUGGCCAGUCAGUGUAUAUUGCAAUGUAGUGUUGGUCUGUUUCAAUAUUGACAAUAGCAUACUAUGUAGAAAAAAAUCAGUGUGUCGGGCAUGCAUUCUAUCUAGUAUGCUGGAGACUGUGGAUAUUGGAACGUAGCCUUAGUCUUAUCAAAUAACCAGUGAGACAGCUACCAAAUGCCUUUCAUUACUCAACUCGUACGGCGUUUCAGUGGAACUAUUUUCUGGUGUGUGUCCCUUGACGGACAUCAAUAAGGUCCCAGAUAAUUGGCUGUAUAGAUGAGAAAUAAGUCCUGCUCUCGCUCAGCCGUUCAACUGCCCUUCCCUUUGAAUGAAUAAUCAGAACAGUGCUUUAGUCUCAUCUGUGAUUAUGCUUUCCUGUCAUGUUUUUGGAAAGGAAGGACCGAGUCUUUCUUCCUGAAAGAGGAACGGAUGGUUUUGUAGAAAUUAGAUGCACAGACACACGGCAUCUCUUUCUGUUGUGUUCCAUUUCUGUGGGGGGAUUUUGCCUGUGUUUUCUAUACCUUUGUUAUAUUGCAGAUAAUUUACCCUCCCUGUGUUAGACACCAGAAUGCUCAAAGGUGUUUCCAGAAUUACCUUCAAUAAUCUUUAGUACUUAUUUCUGAGAAAGCUCCAUCACAGCACUGGUUUGUCUUCAAAGACAAACUAACAAUGAAUCUCUAACAAUAUGAUGUGUUUAUGCUCUUUGAGAUUGUAAUGAAACGCUAUAGCAAUGUAAUGAAUGUAUUGUUUUCCUCAGACCCUGGGCAAGGUGGGCCGCGUGCAGCAGAUCUACUCCGACAGCGACCUGAAGGUGGAGGUGUGCGGAACGUCAUGGACCUACAACCCCGCUGCCGUCACCAAAGUGGCCCCCGCUGGCUCCGCUGUUUCCAACGCCUCCGGAGGUAGGCAGGACACACACACACACAGUCAGAACAGACACAAUUACACAUAGUGGGUGUUCGUGCACACAGAGAUACACAGACCAUAAACAAAUAUUUUUCUUCUAGCCCGUUUAUAAGUGGGCAUGCACAUUCACUGACCACUCGUACACACCACACACAUUCUUCACUCCUUGGAUCUAGAGGAUGAACUUGUAACGUUUUUCUCCAUCUGUGUGUGUGUGUAGAGCGUCUUUCUCAGCUGCUGAAGAAGCUGUUUGAGACCCAGGAGUCUGGUGACAUCAAUGAGGAGCUGGUCAAAGCAGCAGCCAAUGGCGACCUGGCCAAGGUGGAGGACAUCCUCAAGAGACCUGACGUGGACGUAAGUGAUCCCUGCAUUCAACACAGCUUCAGGGUUUAGUUUAGUCCCAGGGAACCGUUUUUUCCCUAAGAUAUAUUUAUUGCAAAUUGAGAUUGCAAAAAAAUGCUAUUAAGAAAGACAUUUCUCCAGGGCACAGUUAAACAUUCAGAAAGAUGUGCCUUCUAUACAGCACCAUUUACUGCAGUCAGUAACACCCAUUUACUGCACACCUCACAUGUUAAAAACAUUAUGCUUCAGCCCAAUGCAAGCAUCCAGGGCAUUGGAGUGCACUGCAGUGCUUGCUUCGUUCACUGUCUCGACAUGGUGAAUAUACACCAUGUAUGGUCUAGGGUCAAUUUUCCACAUCACUAGGAAAACUCUGGGACCAAGCUAUAAGUGGGGCACAGAGUUUUUCCUGGUCAGGUGGCCACAGUCAGGAAAAACUCCUGUCCCUUGUGGUGAUGUACCCUUACAUCACCUGCCCCAAAGGAGAGCUGUCUGCACUCUCCUAUUUCCUAUUGCCUCAGAGAGCUGCUUAGUAGAGCGUCUUAGCCCCCCCCCCCCCCCCCCCCCUUCAUUGGAAGCGUUCUGCAGCAUUGUCUCAGCGGCUGUGUGUGUGUGUCAGUGCGGUGAGGGCUGGCCAGGUGCCCCGGUGCCUUUCAGUGGAAUUAUUGCUUAAAGCUCGGUGAGCUGUGCCAAGUCAUCUGCCCGCCAGGACAAGACACGUUCUGUGACUCCCAAAGGAGCCUGCAUUCAUAUUUAUGCCCCAAGUAUUGCAGUACUGCACUUGGCAAUGAAAUACACACACAUUUGUAUUUUGUUUGCCAGUGACAAGGCAGUGCACUGGUCCUCUGUAGCUCAGCUGGUAGAGCACGGCGCUUGUAACGCCAAGGUAGUGGGUUCGAUCCCCGGGACCACCCAUACACAAAACUGUAUGCACGCAUGACUGUAAGUCGCUUUGGAUAAAAGCGUCUGCUAAAUGGCAUAUUAUAUUAUAAACAAAAAAUACAAAAACACACUAACAGUGCUAUAUUGUGUGUUUGUAGGUGAAUGGUCAGUGUGCUGGACACACAGCCAUGCAGGCGGCCAGUCAGAACGGACACGUGGACGUCCUCAAGCUGCUGCUGAAACACAACGUGGACCUGGAGGCUGAGGUUUGUACAUCCAACAGUCCCUCCUCAAUACUAUAGUCCCCUCUCAAUACUGAUAUAUAUUUUUAUGUACCCAGUCUACCUAUACAGGUCUCACGUCAUACUCUAAAAAGCUGUCCGUGUCAGUCAUAGUUGGAUGUUCACUAUGAUGUAAACAGUGGAGACAUUUGGUCAGUGUGUCGGUCUGUAUAUAAUAUCCCUCCCAGGACAAGGAUGGAGACCGGGCGGUGCACCACGCGUCCUUCGGAGACGAGGGGUCUGUGAUCGAAGUGCUGCAGAGGGGUGGGGCCGACCUGAACGCCAGGAACAAGCGCAGACAGACCCCCCUGCACAUCGCUGUCAACAAGGGCCAUCUGCAGGUGGUCAAGACCCUGCUGGACUUUGGCUGCCAUCCCAGCCUCCAGGUAACCACUCGGAACACACACACACGAGUGAGUACAUGUAUACAUGAGUAGACAGACUCUGGUGUUUUUAGAGUCUUCAGCUGUAAACCGUGUACUCAGAAGGGAAUUUCAUGCUGGUGCGGUGGUGGCAGGUACAUUUGCAUUGAUUUUGAUUCACUCAUAAAUUGUACAUCUUGUUUUCUUUUGGUCUGUGAUAAAUUGUGGUUGACCCUUAAAUGAUAAAUGCUCUGUAGGGCAUUGGAUAUUUCUACACAAUUUGUCCCAGAUUUUUAGCAUGGAGUCUGGUUGGCUGUCGCGUCUGUGAAUGCACAAACAUUUAGGAGAUUUUGCAGAUACCUACUUUGGAGCACUGUCAUGUAUCCAAUCUCUAACCAAAUAUUUGGGUGGCUCUCGCUGCACUCAAGGGUUUAGGUGAAAUCUAAACUUCUUCACAUGAACAGUAUAUACCUAUUGUUAGUGACAAUGGGGGUGGCGCAGGUGGUCAUAGUGACGUUGGUAUAAUCUCGCCCCCUACAGGACUCGGAGGGUGACACGCCCCUACAUGAUGCCAUCAGUAAGAAGAGAGACGACAUGCUGUCUGUGCUGCUGGAGGCGGGAGCAGAUGUCACCAUCACCAACAACAACGGUUUCAACGCCCUGCACCACGCUGCCCUCCGAGGGAACCCCAGGUACGACCCUGAUACUUACCUGGCCCUAACUGCCAAGCUAGGGCUGGUGAUGAAAAAGAUGGAAAGACUUGGGUCACUCAAUGUGGAAAUCUGCCUUUGGCGUCACUGGAAACCGAGUGAAUGGAAUGGGAGGCCCUGGCCUCCAUACAGUUGGGUUUGUGGCUUGCCAAGUUGUGUUUCAAACUUGUUUUACUCUCAUUGAUUGCAAAUGAACAAAUUUAAUGGUACUGCUAGUAAAUGGAUUAUGACCACACUGAACUCCAUAUUACUUUUGAGGUUUAUGUGUUUGUUUCUGACUGCUAGACUAGGCAAGCCUACAGCCUCUAUCAGUAGUCUGCCUCCUCGUCCUUGGCCACGUUUAUUUCUAGCUCCACCUGGUUGCUGCUGCUCCACUCUGUAGCGAUGGGCUAUUCUCGUCUCUCAUACAUGAGACACACAUUAAGGCAGGUAGCUAAGAGAGACUACAAUAUACCGAUCAGCUUGAGAAUCCUGGGGUUUUGGACAUAGACAUCAUGUUCUCUCUGGACUGGAGUAGAGUGUCCGCCACACACACACACACACACACACACACACACACACACUAGCAGCUGCCCUUGUGGCUGGGCUGUAGGUCUGGCUCGUGGUAUGUGGUCUGGUCAGGGCCGGCUAGGGGACAUAAUCAUUCCCCUUAGCUGACACACAUUCCAUUGGCACAGGGACAGAGGGAAUUGGGGUCAGAGGACUCUGGCGCACCUGCUAUUUCAGCCCACCAUGCUAUGUAAUGUUUCUAAACCCAGAAAUAUAUUAGUAAGAGUAUUGUGGUAAAUUGCGCAAUUUCAUAAUUUUCGUGACCCGUGUCUUUUAACCAACAUUUUAUCAGAUGAGAAAAUGUUCAGCUGCCCCUUUAAGAGCGGGAGGUUACCGUGGUAAUGGGGCCACUGAGUCGUGUGUGUGUGUGUGUGUGUGUGAGACACACCGACUAGUAGUAGACGGCGACUCUUCGCUUUCAAUUGAAGCAGCAGACUCAAACUAACAUUGAAAAGCAACUGAGCUUGUGAACAAAACAAUGUAAUAGCCAAGAAACACGAGGACCAAGUCUCACUUUAUAGACUUUUGAGUAAAUUAGACAAACUUUUAUGCCUGUGAGCAGAGCCACCAAAAAUGAAUAUAUCAGCAUUGAGAAGGGUGCAAUUGCAGCCCGGUACACAGCAGGAGGGAGGCGGUGUCAAACUAGCUAGUACACAGCAGGCGGGGGCGACACCUUGUGCUAACUAGCAAGCCAGUUGGGGUGGUUCAGGAAGGAACCAAUGGGAUACUCGUGGGUGGGGGUCAGAUGCAGGAAUGCCCACAUGCAGGAAUGCCCCGAAUUGCGGGCUGCAGUUGCACGCUAUUGUCAGCACUUAACUCAGUGCGCAUAGCUCCCCAGCCAGGCAUUGUUGCUGCGUGAGGUGGGCUACAGGAUUCUUAUUUCUUUGUGCGAUUAGCAGUUAUGAAACAAAACGGCAGAAACUAGCACGUGCUCAUACUUGUCUUUUGACUUUAAUUUGCAAAUGUGAAUGUAAUGCUCACACUGUAAAUUGACCACCAGCCUACGUGGCUGGUGAAAGGACAUUCCUACCCGCCAAUAUCUAAAUCUACCCGCAUUUGGCGGUGUUCAUUUUAUGACCUGAUUCCCUCCGUCACCAGUGUGUAACAGUGCGAGUUGGACUGUACAGUGAAGGUGAAUAGUGCUGGAGUCAGUAUUUGUUGCCGGGCCUGUGUUGUUGUGACGUGCUGCCUGGCUUUCCACCCAACCUCUGUCCCCCUCGCCUUCAGAGAAACCAAGAUGUAUGUCGCUCUCUUCAAUCUAGCCAUUUACUUUUAUUUCACGCUCAAGCUCCUCCACAAUAUUACAGAGAGAGAGAAAGAUGGCCUUCUGGACUCUACCAAGUCUUAA